AUGUCGACGGCAAAACAUUAUUUGAAGCUCGCCAAGGGUGCAAUUGACAAAAAUGACCCAGAGCUUGCAUUGGAGUAUGUUCAAGAUGUGUUGGAAGCCGACAAGAACAACUUUUUUGCCUUCCUUUUCCAAGGUAAAUCGUACCAACUCAUAAACGACACAGAUCAAGCCAUAAAGGCUUUUCAGAAAGCCACCCAAUUACAACCAGAUAACUUGCUUGGGUGGAAAGGAUAUUUUCAAGUGGUUAGUGAGCUGGGCGUCCAUGAACUUUUUUUCCAGGUUUUGGCGCAGUAUUUACAAGUUGAAGCUGAGCAGGGCCAGGGUUUAGGCCAAACGUUAAGAAAUGCGUCAAAUUACAUUAAAAAGCACAAUCUCAAAGGAAAGCCAGACCUCCAUGAGUUGUUUUUAUCGCACGUGAUUCCAGGUACCAAGCUUCAUGAGCUUGCUCCUUCGUACUUCGGAAGAGAUGAAGAUAAUUUACAGAAGUUGGUAGACUUGGUGUUUAAGAAGGAAAAUGAAUUGGUGGUGAAGGCUUGCUUCAAAGAAAGAAUGAAGUUCCCGAAACAGCUCAGCUAUGACCAGCAAGACCUUAUGAAUAACAUAAUAUGGCCCAUUUACAAAAACUCCAAAUUGUCAGAUUACUUUGACGAGUUUUUAAACAUUUGCAAUGAUGACGACAAAAGAAAGAAAUACCAAGAACUCUAUUUCCAAUACAAAUAUGACGUUUUGAAAGUGUCCCCAAAGAAGUCCAAGUCCAAAAUAUUACAACAAGUAAAAGAUAUGUGUGACGACUUGAUUCUUUUAAACAUCCCCAGUCAUUUUGUAUGGAGUAAAUACUUUGAUUUGCUCGACGUCAAGGAUUUCCGUGAUUUAGAUAAAGACCAGGUGAUCUUCUGUAUAAAGAACUUCCAAGCUGAGGGCCUUGGGAUCCUUUUUUAUGGGCUUGUCCACAGCGAGAUUUCUCCGUUCAACAGAGACGAAAUCUCGAAGGAAGUGAAAAUUGAAACAGAAACAGAGGUAGAGGAAGACGAGGAUCAAGACCUCAUAAAUCUCAUGGAAACUAAAGAUGACGGGCCAUCCCGCUUCUCGGCAGAACAGAUUUUAGAGCUCAUAAAGGAGGGUUCUUCCAAGUUAGACUCGGUAUUUUCCAAGCGAAUCUUGAUAGACUAUUACCUCCAUAUGAGAGAGUAUUUGGGAGCUUCUGACAUUUGCCGUGUUGGUAUAAAACUUCUUGCAGACAUGCAGCAUGCAAUUGGAGUUGACUUGGUCAACUCUAGAGCGUCCGUCGUUUGUUCUCUAGCCGUGGUAUAUACUUAUCAUGAAGCACCCAAAAACUAUAGCAGAGCAUUGGAACUCUAUGAAAGAAUCUUGGAACUCGACAAGCAUAACAAAAGAGCAAGAAUUGGGAAGGGGUUAAUUCUCUUGGAGAAGGGAAACCUUUCUGUUGCAAAGAAGUUAUUAACGCAAGCAUUCAACGACUUUCCAGACGAUUCGGAUGUAUUGAUGGAGCUAGGAUGGUGUGAGGUUCAGCUAGGAAAUCACCAGGUUGGAAGAACGCAUUUGGAGAAGUCGCUCAAGUCAUUGACUGGAUUGGAUAUCCAAAGCUGUGAAUUGAGAGCCUCUAUUAACUGGAGAAUCGCCCGAAGUUAUAUACUCGAGAAACCCGACAAUGUGGAUGUUCCCUAUCAGCUUUUGAUCAAGUCUUUGAAGGAGUAUAACAGCUUUGCUCCUUCCUACACGGCUCUUGGUAUCAUAUACUUUGAGGUGUAUGGGGAUAAAGUGAGGGCCCAAAAGUGUUUUUACAAGGCGUUCGAGUUGGAUAUCGCUGAAGUGGAAUCUGCCAAAUACUUGGUCACUGACAUGACCAGCAAGAAAGAGUGGGAAGUUGCUGAAAUCUUAUGUUCCAAAAUUGUUGAUACAGAAAGAGCUCGUAAAGCCUUGAGUUCCCAGCAAGACAAGUCAUGGCCCUAUCGAGUCUUAGGGUGUUCUGCUUUGAACAAACAAGACGAUGCCAAAGCCAUCCAAUGGUUUCAAACUGCUUUGCGAAUGGCAUCUAUGGAUUUCGAAUGUUGGGUGGGUCUAGGUGAAGCUUACUACAAUUGCGGAAGAUUUGAUGCUGCUCAAAAGGUGUUUGAACGAGCCUUGACUCUCAAGGAAGAGGAAUCUUGGCAAAUUACAUAUAUGUUGGGAAAAGUCUUGUGUGACACCAAAGAGUUUGAUGACGGAAUCGAGAAGUUGGAAAGAGCUCUUGAAUUGAGACCAGGUGAAGAAUGUGUUGUAAAUGCAUUGUUCCAGGCCAAGAUUGAGCAAAUCCAAAAGCUUUUACCCAAUGGGUAUUUUGGAAGGGUGUUGGAUAUCAACCGAAACGUCUUGGAGUUGGUCAAGCAGUGCAGCAAGAUUAACAAGAAGACACAGUCGUUGUGGUUGGGAUUAUAUCACUGUCUUCUGGUGUAUCUAAAGAUCCAGUCCAACUUGGAGGACUUUCCUCUAGCAGAAGUGGAAGAUAUCUUCAACGAGUUCAAGGACGAGACUUUCACAGAACCAUUUUUACAAGAAUUGAAUCAGAUCGAUGACAAUAUUAACCUUCAAGGCUGUAGUGAUAUCUUCAGAAACGGAAAGCAUGUCGAGGGUAUUACAUCCUUGAUUAUCUUCAACUUUAAAGUUUGCAUUCACUUACUACCCGAACAAGGUAGAUACAUGAGAUCCAUCAACUACUACAAUUUAGGUUUGGCAUAUUACGAAGCAUUCAAUCAUUGUGAAAAGGAAAACCUUCGUACUGCAGCUAUCAAGUGUUUCAAGAAAGCGGUUGUCCUAGAAGGCAAAAACUCAAGUUUCUGGAUUGCUUUGGGAAAUGCCUACUCUUCAUUCAGCCCACAGAUCAGUCAGCAUUGUUUCAUUAAGGCCACGGCUUUGGAAUCAAGAGAUGGGGACAUUUGGAACAACCUUGCUGCACUUUACUUGAAAUACGGAGACGUGGAAUUGGCCCAGCAAGCAUUUUUAAGAUCCCAGUCGGUGGCUCCAGAACAAUCCCAAGCAUGGUUAGGACAUGCAUUGGCGUCGAAAGCAUCAGCAGAUGUGGAAAAGGCUCAUAGCUUGUUCAACCAUGCGUAUAUCUUGUCCAACGGCCGGUCGCCUUUAGCCCAGCUUUUGUACGCCUUAUCGAUCAUCAGCAAGCGGGUAGGCAACAACUCAAGUCCUGAAGAUAUAGAAACAGCACAGGACUUUAGUAUUGCCAACUUUGCCAUUCAAAACUAUCUCAAGUUCUACCCCAAGGACAAAAUGGGGUUGAAGGUAGCCUUGACAAUCAGUGAACGUUGUAAGACCUUUGAUUUGAGCAAAGACAUUGGCCAACGGUUGUUAGUGAUCUUGGAAGCUGAAUACGAGGAAACCGAGAGUCCCCAAAUUCUUCAAGAAUUCGUCAACACCAAGGUCCAAGUGGCCAGAAUCCAUUUGGCACUCGGCGACUACGCUCAAGCAGUACAAGAAAGUGAAAUGGUAUUGGGUCUCAUCGAUGAAACUGAUGCCCUAGAUAUCAACAAGCGCAACCUCUUGUCUGCUCGUAUAACCAUCGGAUUAGCCCAUUUUUUCGACAAGGACUUGGAAAAGUCUGUGGAGCAGUUGAAGGCGAUUUUGGUGGAGUACAGCCAGUAUGAAUGGCUUGUUACCUUGACGGCUCAGAUGUUGAAUGCUUUUAAUAGUCCUGACACCAAACAAGCGGCUUUAGACCAAUUGUUCUCGUUCAUUGAAGACAGCGACACCGAGUCUUCGUUAAUCAUAGUGCUCACUCUAGGCGCCAUCGCCUUGAAAGACGGACUCGAGGACAUUUUACCAGCAGUCAAAGACGAGCUCCAUGGACUCUCAUUAACACAAAUAGUGGGAGAUACCCACAAAUACGUACCCAAGAUCAUACAAGAGAUCAGCCUGCGACUCGGCCAAUCCCACGAGUCCAAGAUCUGGGAACGGACGGCCAUUUUGUUUCCCCAGGACUUUAAUGUGUGGAAGAACAUCAAUAGCCAAUUGGCGCUCCAGAUUGCCAACUUACAAGAGACAAAACUCACUUCCUUAGACAUGAGCGACGCUCUUGUUGCAUACGGACGGUUCCGAGACGUCCAAAGAAGCAUUGUGCUAGCUCCACACAACGCCAAUGCGUGGGCCAGUUUCUAUCUGGUUAGUUCUCCUAAGUAG
Messenger RNA from Yamadazyma tenuis ATCC 10573, 4185 nucleotides. RefSeq names its product SKI complex subunit tetratricopeptide repeat protein (gene SKI3). The record is from RefSeq and is a predicted model, not a curated record. Gene Ontology annotation, cellular component: Ski complex. Lineage: Eukaryota; Fungi; Ascomycota; Pichiomycetes; Serinales; Debaryomycetaceae. Gene Ontology annotation, molecular function: protein binding.